CUCUCUCACAAACAGAAAAUUCUCAAAAAAGACUGCUUUUCACCCGCCCUUUUUAGUUUUGUCUUCCUUGUGAUUCUUUUUCUUCUUCUCUCUAAGCUUACCAGAAAACGCAAGGUAGAAGUCCAGGAGGAAAUGUGGCAGGAGCAGCCCAGUAGAUCUUCUUACAGGGAAUCCAUCAAAGCUUUAGAAGCUGAUGUACAACAUGCUAAUAGCCUAGCUGCAGCUCUCCCUAGGGAUUGUGGUGGGGAAUAUCUGCAGAUGAGAUUGACUUACAGCCCAUUUGCACCCUUCUUUGUAUUUUUAAUUGAAUGGAUAGAUUGCAGUUUUACAACCCUCCCAAGCUAUUUAGGCUUUCUUCACAUAGUCAUAUACAAGGUAUACUUAGAUGGAAUGACAAGCAUAUCUUCCAAGGAAAGUAAAGCCACUAUUAAGGAAUUCUACGCUGUCAUAUAUCCUACUCUUCGGCAACUUGAAGGUGAAUUAACUGAACUGGCGGACAAGAAUGAGAAAGGUGAAUGUCCUGAAAUUUCAGGAAGGAAGAGAGCCGAAGAGAGGUGGAAGCUUUCCAACAAGGAUCCAGAACGAGAGGAUGAAUGUGGGAUUUGUAUGGAAGCUUGCACCAAGAUGGUCUUGCCCAACUGUGGUCACUCCAUGUGCAUCAGCUGCUUUCGUGACUGGAAUUUGCGAUCUCAGUCCUGCCCCUUUUGCCGAGGUAGUUUAAAAAGAGUUAACUCGAAUGACUUAUGGGUUCUUACUGGCAAUGGUGAUGUGGUUGACACUGUGACUCUUGCAAAAGAGAACCUGAGACAUUUCUAUCUCUACAUCGACACCCUGCCACUUGUAAUGCCUGAGACCCUCUUCUUUGUAUAUGAUUACAUGAUCUGACCUAUGGAAGGAGGAUGACAUAUAGUUAUAUGGCGCCAACCGCCACUUGUACAAAUAAUCUGGGGUGGAGAUACGUGAAUUGUCAUCCAUACUCAUUUUGAAAGGAAUAACAAAAUGUGAGGACAGAGGGGGUCAGAGUUCUGUUCCACUAGUUGUAUACAAUUAACUGAUUGCUGGGAUCCCCAUUUCCUGGAUCUGGAACUAGGUGAUGCUUUACUUGCUACAGCAUGUCGAAGAACUAGCUGGUGCCUCUGAAGAUGUGUGACAUUGAAUGUUACUCAUGCACUGGAUUUGUUAUACUUCGCAUUCAUUCUCAGCUUUUGAGAACCUGAGAAUUGCAAUGAUAGUGAUCAUAAUAAGCUGUGCAUCGACUUGUAUUAAAAAUGCUUCAAACUAUGAUAUCCCUGUAUGUUGAUAAACUGUCAUAAUAAGAUAUAAUGGAAACACCAAAUGUGUACAUUGCUUGAUCUA
Messenger RNA from Telopea speciosissima, 1356 nucleotides. Its product is annotated as E3 ubiquitin-protein ligase AIRP2-like. The record is from RefSeq and is a predicted model, not a curated record. NCBI's taxonomy places the organism in Eukaryota, Viridiplantae, Streptophyta, Magnoliopsida, Proteales, Proteaceae. The transcript has 5 exons. Bases 133 to 885 code for a protein of 250 amino acids. Gene Ontology annotation, molecular function: ubiquitin protein ligase activity. Gene Ontology annotation, biological process: protein ubiquitination.